Phaeoacremonium minimum UCRPA7 is the source of this 462-nucleotide messenger RNA. RefSeq lists its product as hypothetical. Bases 1 to 462 code for a protein of 153 amino acids. The transcript has a single exon. NCBI's taxonomy places the organism in Eukaryota, Fungi, Ascomycota, Sordariomycetes, Togniniales, Togniniaceae. The record is from RefSeq and is a predicted model, not a curated record.
AUGGCGCCGGUCUUGUUGACGGGGGAGUGGCCCCCUCCGGUCGCGGAGGGCUCGGCGGUCUGGAGGGUGUUGCUGGUGGUUGCUGUUGGUGUUCUUGAAGAUGUGCUGGAUGAAGAGCUAGAAGAGGAUGUUCGUGAGGAGCUCGAGGAAGAAGAAGAAGAAGAAGACAAUGAUGAUGACGAAGAGGAGGACGAGGAUGUUGAAGAUUUCGAGCUGGUGACGGAUGACGAAGAAGCCGAUGUGGAGGAAGCCGUCGUUCGCGUGAAACUGCGAGUCCCUGUACUGGGAUUGACACUUGUUGGCGUCGCCAAACUGCUCGGUAUAUCCGUGAAGGACACGCUCUGGCUGGCGAUAUUCAGCGCCGAGGUCAAGCCCGACGCACUCGCAUGGACCGUCGUCGCUAGGUCGGAGGCGGUCCCACACCCGUACUGGAAGUAUCCCCCGUCGAAGACGUUCUUGUAG